AUGCGUCGAAGUUCUUCAGCUUUGAAUAUUCAGCAAACAAUUGCCGAAUUCAAAACUUGCCCUCUUGAUCUGGAAGAAGAGAGAAGGAUACAGAAAGAAAUAAAAAAGUGGAAGGACUAUGAAGAUGAUGUUGACCGUCUUAAACAUGAAAUGAUAGCCGUGAAAAAAAAUGCAUCUGACGUGAAGAAAGACCUUGAAGACGUAAAGGGAAAUGUAACUGGCGUGAAAAAAGACCUAGAAGACGUAAAAGAAAAUGAUACUGCAGUGAAGAGAAACCUGGAAGACAUAAAGGCAAAUGUAACUGAUGUGAAGAAAGACGUUGAUGAGAUCAAAAGACGGCAAGGGACAGCACGCUAAUAUGGCAACUGUUAUCAUACAGCACAUGUAAAUGGUAACUUCUUAACAGAUUUGUGUCGGAAAACUGGAUAUAACGGUAAUAUGUAUAAGCUAAACGGUAAGUGGAAUAUAAAAGUUGUAUGUAUAUCUCCUGUCGGCAAGUUG
Molecule: messenger RNA, 501 nt
Organism: Ruditapes philippinarum (Manila clam)
Lineage: Eukaryota; Metazoa; Mollusca; Bivalvia; Venerida; Veneridae
Exons: 2
Coding region: 1-357 (118 amino acids)
Source: RefSeq, a predicted model, not a curated record